CGUGGAAGAAGCGCGCGCGCCGUGCAUGCGAGAGGGUGAUGGAUGAGCAAUCGGGCGAGGGCCCUGCAGCUGUGGCUGUUCCCAUCAGAUGUCACGUAGACGUCGCAAGAGUAGCUUGACGAUGCGAGGCGUCGUGGAGGCGGCGCGUGCGCGAGCGGUGACGGCGAGCGUGAGAGGCGAGCGGAGCGCCGCGCCGAGCAGGCGCUUCACGCCCCGACCUCCAUCAUCAUCGGCCGCCGGGCAGGACGCCAAGGAAACAGCAGCAUGACUUCGUCAAGCACCCGCGUCGACGCCGAGUAUGACGCCACGACGCUCGGUGCGCUGCACACGCAGGGCGAGGAGCGCCGGCGUGCCGUCGUGGGCAGUGCGCACGUCGACCGCAGCCUCGCCGCCGCCAGCGCCUUCACGCAGCCGAUGCAGGAUCUGGCGACGACCUUCGCAUGGGGCCACGUCUGGAACCGUCCGGGCCUCUCGUUCCGCGAUCGCUCCCUGCUGAACAUCGGCAUGCUCGUGGCGCUGAACCGCUCGCCCGAGCUGGCCGUGCACACGCGCGGCGCCCUCACCAACGGCAUCGGCGAGGUCGAGCUGCGCGAGGCGCUGCUGCAGGCGGCCACGUACUGCGGCAUGCCGGCGGGCAUGGAGGCGUUCCGCGUGGCCGACAAGGCGCUGGGCGAGUGGAAGCAGGAGAACGGCUAUGCGCCGGACCAGGUCGUGCCUGCGCAGCCAGAGGGCCGGCACAAGUAGCGAGCGCCACAAUGCCCACGUCACUUCACCAAGAACGAAGGCGUGAAGAGCGUGUCAUUCGGAGCUCUCGUACAGGUCUGCACGGCAGCGAUACACCGCCGAGGCAUCCGGCAGCA
Molecule: messenger RNA, 860 nt
Organism: Tilletiopsis washingtonensis
Lineage: Eukaryota; Fungi; Basidiomycota; Exobasidiomycetes; Entylomatales
Product: CMD-domain-containing protein
Exons: 3
Coding region: 265-744 (159 amino acids)
Molecular function (GO): peroxiredoxin activity
Source: RefSeq, a predicted model, not a curated record